Porites evermanni is the source of this 405-nucleotide messenger RNA. The record is from the annotation of a GenBank genome assembly. Lineage: Eukaryota; Metazoa; Cnidaria; Anthozoa; Scleractinia; Poritidae.
AUGCAAGCUUUACUCAUCGCCAACUGUGUCUUCAACGCCUUCUUCAGUUUUACCGCCAUCACACUAAACAUUGUAACAAUAAUCGCUCUGAGAAAACCAUUGACGAUACCAAGAGCUGUAAAAAUAUUGCUGCUGAGUCUGGCUGUAUCUGAUCUUGGUGUUGGUUUACUGGUUCAACCUUUGUACAUUACACGUCUUGUCAUGAUGAUAAAAGAAGACGCUCAAACUCGAUAUUUUAAGAUUACUUUGAACUCUUUUUAUGCCACAGGGACUUUUCUUAGUAUUGCCUCAUUCUUUGGUGUGGUGGCUCUAACCGCAGACAGAUUCUUGGCUGUUCAUUUUUAUCUCCGAUACCAGGAACUCGUGACUCACAAGCGCGUUGUUGCUGUAGUGAUCUCGAUUUGA